AUGGCGUCAAGUCAUCGCGGCGCGUCUGCCGGUCCGUCCCGCGACAAGUCGUAUUUCGAGCAGCAGCGCGAAGCUCUCCUCGGCGACAUUGCCAUGAGCUUUGAGCAGGUCCUCGGCAACAUUAACAAGCUGAACCGCUCGUUGGAGUCCAUCAUUGCGGUGGGCAACGAGUUUUCGUCGGUGGAGACGCUGUGGUCGCAGUUUGAAAACGUCAUGGGAAAGGAUGAGGCGGCGGCGAGGCAGAGUGGACAAGGAGGAGGGGACGAGCAGCCGGUGCAAUCGCAACAGCAGCAAGGAUCAGGGUCGUCAGGAUCGAGAGGCGUGAAGAGAGAGGCGCAGAGCGAUGUAGAGAAUGAAUGA
Messenger RNA from Beauveria bassiana ARSEF 2860, 360 nucleotides. RefSeq names its product DASH complex subunit Dad1. The transcript is spliced from 3 exons. Bases 1 to 360 code for a protein of 119 amino acids. The record is from RefSeq and is a predicted model, not a curated record. Gene Ontology annotation, cellular component: mitotic spindle; mitotic spindle pole body; DASH complex. NCBI's taxonomy places the organism in Eukaryota, Fungi, Ascomycota, Sordariomycetes, Hypocreales, Cordycipitaceae.